This is a messenger RNA of Erigeron canadensis, 795 nucleotides long. Its product is annotated as leucine-rich repeat receptor-like serine/threonine-protein kinase SKM1. Gene Ontology annotation, molecular function: protein binding. The coding region runs from base 1 to 795 and encodes 264 amino acids. Lineage: Eukaryota; Viridiplantae; Streptophyta; Magnoliopsida; Asterales; Asteraceae. The record is from RefSeq and is a predicted model, not a curated record. The transcript has a single exon.
AUGGAAGCCACUAAUUUUAUUGUCAAUGUUACAAUAUUAUUUCUGUUCUUUCAAACAUAUGGCGCAAGCAGCAGCAACACCAUGAUUAAAGCUUCCUCAAAUGUUACAUGUAUCCAAAGAGAGCGGCAAACACUUCUUUUAUUCAUAAAAGGCUUCACGAACCAACCAGAAUGGCUGUCACCAUGGACCGGAUUAGAAUGUUGUGGGUGGCUGGGAGUUGCGUGUGACAAUAGAACUGGUCAUGUCGUCUCACUUGAUCUCUCUUCCAAUGGUAUCAACUCCACCAUCCCCGUUUGGUUAUCAAACCUUACUCGCCUCGUGCAUCUAAACCUUCGCUAUAACAGCUUCCAUGGGGGAAUACCAGAUUCUAUUGGAACCUUGAGCUCUCUUUCUUACAUGGACCUUUCAGAUAAUCAAUUGUCUGGUCCUAUUCCUGAUUCAAUUGGAAACUUGAGCUCUCUUUCUUCCAUCCACCUUUCAUCAAACCAAUUGUCUGGUCCAAUACCUCCCUCACUUGGUGCUCUAUCAUCUCUAACAGACCUCUUUCUUUCCUUUAAUCAAUUGAGUGGGAGCAUACCUGAAAGCAUUGGACUACUCACCAGCCUACAAUGGCUCGAUCUUUUCCAUAAUCAAUUGAGUGGGAACAUUCCCACUAGUCUUGGUCAGCUUUCAAACCUCGAACUCCUUUAUCUUGAUAGUAAUAAAUUGAGUGCGGUUGUUUCUGAAAUUCACUUCACCAAACUCUACAAUCUAACCGACUUGUGGUUGUCUGAUAAUACAUUGAUAAUACAUUGA